Eruca vesicaria subsp. sativa (arugula) is the source of this 942-nucleotide messenger RNA. The record is from the annotation of a GenBank genome assembly. NCBI's taxonomy places the organism in Eukaryota, Viridiplantae, Streptophyta, Magnoliopsida, Brassicales, Brassicaceae.
AUGGUUUUGUCUGAGCUAGAGUAUCAUAUCUCGAAAGAUGAUGGUUUGGUGAAGACCACGACGAAGAUGAUGCAGGGGCAAAUCGAUGGUCCUUCUGCUCUCUCUUGGCCUCCUCCUCUUCACCACCAACCUAUUCUCGUCUCUUCAAACUCCAGCGUGGGAGUUGAUGGCACUGCUGGAAAUUCAGAAGCCAGCAAGGAACCUGCCUCCAGAAAGAGGGGGAGAUGUGAAUCAUCCUCUGCCACUAGCUCGAAAGCAUGUAGAGAGAAGCAGCGACGUGAUAGGCUGAAUGACAAGUUUAUGGAAUUGGGUGUAAUUUUGGAGCCUGGACAUCCUCCCAAAACAGACAAGGCUGCAAUCUUGGUCGAUGCUGUCCGUAUGGUGACACAGCUACGUGGCGAGGCACACAAGUUGAAGGACUCCAAUUCAAGUCUUCAGGACAAAAUCAAAGAGUUAAAGACCGAAAAGAACGAGCUGAGAGAUGAGAAGCAGAGGCUGAAGACAGAGAAAGAUAAGCUAGAGCAACAGCUGGAAGCCAUGAAUGCUCCUCCUCAACCAAGCUUUUUCCCUGCCCCACCUAUGAUGCCAACUGCUUUUGCGCAAGGCCAAGCUCCUGGAAACAAGAUGGUGUCAAUCAUCAGUUACCCUGGAGUUGCCAUGUGGCAGUUCAUGCCUCCCGCUUCAGUCGAUACUUCUCAGGAUCAUGUCCUUCGUCCUCCAGUUGCUUAAACUGGAACCUCAAGAUAAAAAUCUUCAACUGGUUUGCUUCUUACUUUUGAUGAAAAAAGAAAAGAAAAGUCCAUUUGUUUUGCUAUCCUUGUGUAACUGUUAUUGUGUUGAACAAUGAUAUUAACAUUGUAAACUCCAAUUGCUUAUGUAAUCUAUUUACAUGUAAAUUUAAGUAGAGUUUGGCAGAUCGUCUCUCACACUAUGGGUUCUUAC